This is a messenger RNA of Parnassius apollo (apollo), 1398 nucleotides long. The record is from the annotation of a GenBank genome assembly. NCBI's taxonomy places the organism in Eukaryota, Metazoa, Arthropoda, Insecta, Lepidoptera, Papilionidae.
AUGGCUCUUUUCAGGAUUACGUCUUCUAAAUUGGUUGAAGUGCAGAAAAUAUGCCCAUCGGCGACAAUUCUGUUGAGAAACUUGAGUGCGGAACAAACCAACCUCAAGAGCAUUCUCCAGGAGAAGAUUCCGAAAGAGCAGGAGAAGAUCCGCGAGUUCCGUAAGAAGCAUGGCUCCACCAAAGUCGGAGAGGUCACCGUCGACAUGAUGUACGGUGGUAUGCGAGGCAUCAAGGGUUUGGUAUGGGAAACAUCCGUGCUUGACCCCGAUGAAGGAAUUAGGUUCCGCGGGCUUUCCAUUCCAGAAUGCCAGCAGCAGCUGCCCAAGGCUAAAGGAGGAGAAGAACCUCUCCCUGAGGGUCUCUUCUGGCUUCUUGUCACUGGAGAUAUACCCACCGAGGCUCAAACUAAGGCCCUGUCCAAGGAGUGGGCCCAGAGGGCUGAGCUACCAGCUCAUGUGGUGACCAUGCUGAACAACAUGCCCAGCAAGUUGCACCCUAUGACGCAGUUCUCCGCUGCUGUUACUGCUUUAAACAGCGAGUCCAAGUUCGCUAAAGCUUAUUCCGAGGGUGUACAUAAGUCUAAAUACUGGGAGUACGUGUACGAAGACUCGAUGAACUUGAUCGCUAAGCUGCCCGUGAUCGCCGCCACCAUAUAUCGCAACACCUACCGGGAUGGCAAGGGCAUCGGUGCUAUCGACGACAACAAGGACUGGUCUGCCAAUUACUGCACAAUGCUCGGCUUCGACGACCCGCAAUUCACCGAGCUCAUGAGACUGUACCUCACCAUUCACAGUGACCAUGAGGGCGGCAACGUAUCAGCACACACCACACACUUGGUCGGAUCAGCCCUGAGUGACCCUUACCUCUCAUUCGCAGCUGGGCUCAAUGGUCUUGCUGGACCACUGCACGGCCUCGCUAACCAGGAGGUGCUUAUCUGGCUGGAGAAACUCCGCAAGCAAGUCGGUGACAACUUCACUGAAGACCAGCUUAAAGAAUUCAUCUGGAAGACACUCAAAUCAGGACAAGUUGUGCCUGGUUACGGACAUGCUGUGCUCAGGAAAACUGACCCUAGAUAUACAUGCCAGCGUGAAUUUGCUCUGAAGCACCUGCCCAACGACCCGCUCUUUAAGCUGGUUGCAGCUGUUUACAAAGUGGUGCCUCCGAUCCUCACUGAGCUCGGCAAGGUUAAGAACCCAUGGCCCAACGUGGACUCCCACUCUGGAGUGCUCUUACAGUAUUACGGUCUGAAGGAAAUGAACUACUACACGGUGAUGUUCGGCGUGUCUCGCGCUCUUGGUGUCCUCGCUCAACUGAUCUGGUCUCGAGGACUCGGAUUCCCCAUCGAGCGACCCAAGUCACUCAGUACCGAACUUCUCAUGAAACAGCUCGGUAACUAA